CGAGAAACUCUUCCACCGCUUAUUUGGUUCCGGGUUUACAAACAUGGCGUCCGCAGUACUGAAGGUUGCAGUGGCAGGUCUUUCCAGAUGUUCUCGUCUCACACUCUUGAGAACACAUUCGACAAAAGCACCCCUCCAUCAGGGACUUCCUGGUUCACUCUGGAAGCUGGGGAGGCUGAACCACAUUGCCAUUGCUGUCCCCGACAUGGAGAAGGCCACGGCUCUGUAUCGGGACGUGCUGGGGGCCACGGUGAGUGACCAGGUGCCAUUGCCCGACCACGGCGUCUACACAGUGUUCGUGGAGCUCGGCAACACUAAGCUGGAGCUGCUCCAUCCUCUGGGGGAGAAGAGCCCGAUCGCUGGCUUCUUACAGAAGAACAAGUCAGGAGGGAUGCACCACAUUUGUAUUGAGGUCGACAACAUUACUGCAGCAAUAGCAGAUCUGAAAGCAAAGAACAUCAGAACUCUGUCAGCGGAGCCCCGGAUAGGUGCACACGGGAAACCAGUGAUGUUCCUCCACCCUAAAGACUGUGAUGGUGUGCUGGUGGAGCUUGAAGAAGCCUGAACACCUCAAUCUGGCAGGGAAAGUGGAGUUUGCUUACAAUUUAUGUUGUAAUAUUGUCCCUUAUAGAACGAAUCUGUGCCUCGAUUUAGUUCUGUUGGCAAUAAAUUAGUUUGGUCAGAGAAUGUA
This is a messenger RNA of Pungitius pungitius (ninespine stickleback), 691 nucleotides long. It is a transcript of the gene mcee, whose product is annotated as methylmalonyl CoA epimerase. NCBI's taxonomy places the organism in Eukaryota, Metazoa, Chordata, Actinopteri, Perciformes, Gasterosteidae. The record is from RefSeq and is a predicted model, not a curated record. Gene Ontology annotation, biological process: L-methylmalonyl-CoA metabolic process. The transcript is spliced from 3 exons. Gene Ontology annotation, cellular component: mitochondrion. Gene Ontology annotation, molecular function: methylmalonyl-CoA epimerase activity. The coding region runs from base 44 to 565 and encodes 173 amino acids.